Messenger RNA from Anopheles stephensi (Asian malaria mosquito), 3020 nucleotides. RefSeq lists its product as uncharacterized. The transcript has 7 exons. NCBI's taxonomy places the organism in Eukaryota, Metazoa, Arthropoda, Insecta, Diptera, Culicidae. Gene Ontology annotation, cellular component: membrane. The coding region runs from base 392 to 1648 and encodes 418 amino acids. The record is from RefSeq and is a predicted model, not a curated record.
CUGCGCUUGCGCAGUAAUGCGCUUCACAGCACAGUGGAUGGGAAGCUUGUUUGAAGACACAUAUCCAUCAAUAGAACUCCAAAAGGUGCACAGCAACGUACGGAAAAUAGGGCCAGCUCCUUGCAGGCAGCUGCGUUGUGUAAAUCGUCAAACAUACGGUGCUGCGAAAAGCCAUGCACCACACAUCUUCCGAAAGCUCCGAAGCCAUCGGUGUGCUGAUGUGUUUGUAAAAGCGUGUAGGUUUGUGAAAGAAUGCCGUACAUGCAUUGCAGUGUUCCGGAUUGAGCGGAAAGCUGAUAACAAAACCGUACACCAUUAACACACCACAGGUCGAUAGCCGUUCCAUUCCAUCGCCCGGACGUCCCACCGGAAGCGGUGGGUGCAAGCAAAAAUGACCUUUCGCAGCAUUCGCGUGUCCUACAUUACAAUAUGGAACAUUUUCCUGGUGCUACCGAUCGUCACAUCCGACAAUGACUACAUCUCAGGCUACCAUCGUCGUUUACACCCGAUGAACCCAGUUUCAUGGACAGUGAAAGAUGGCCACGAUACGCGGGACAGUCUGGUGAAAACGAUCAACAUCUUCAUCGAGGAGCAGGCCCGCCGCCGCCUUAUGGAUCAUCUGCAGCGAUUGCAGGCCGCUGGAAGCAAAACUAUCCCGGCGCCGUCGUACCUCGGUGCUGGCGAGGUAUCGGAAGAGUAUCGCCCGACGUACACGUACCAGCUGCCGCUCACCAAUCAGAUCGAUUCGGAUGAAUCGAUCCCGUUUGCAGUAGGCCCGAGCGAUCCUCGCUUCUACGACCAAAAUCCCGGGCUGGCGCGUGACACCAAUCCAGACGGACUCGGUAUUGGUGAGGCUGGCGAUGGAUCCUUCCUUUACGACAGUUCCGAGCUGCGGGGCGGUGCUUCUGAUGACGAACGGGUCGCGUCCGCGGCCAUCGAACAGAAACCCAUCAAAGACUAUCGCCACCCACCGCCCCCACCUCCGAUUCGCCCAAAGAUAGGCAAGGGUACACACAACCGAAAUCAGGCCAACAAUGGAACACCGCUGACGAUUCCCGCUAGUGAAACCGAUCGCACCAGUUCGAACGGUGUCGUACAGCAACCGAUCGAGAUCGGUACCGGGCUGGGCAUGUAUCUGAUUGCACUGAUAGCCGGUAUCAGUGCCGCCAUUACGGUUGCCCUGAUCUCCAUCGGGUUCGGUUGGUACACACUGCACAAGAGGACCAAAGCGGCCGCCGAUGUCGAAUAUCCGGCGUACGGUGUGACGGGACCAAACAGGGAUUCGACGGCAGGCACUGCCGCUUCUGCGGGCGAUCGCAAGCUCGCCCAGAAUGCGCAGAUGUACCACUACCAGCAUCAGAAGCAGCAGAUAAUCGCCAUGGAAAACACGACCCGCAGUGCGCCCCAUUCGGAACAGCCGAGCGAUGACGAGAAUGAGGAAGGGGACUACACCGUGUACGAGUGUCCUGGGUUGGCUCCGACCGGUGAAAUGGAAGUGAAGAACCCGCUCUUCUUGGAAGACGGCCACAUCAGCGGAAUCACCCUGCAGACAUCGAUCAGCGGCGAAGGACCUGCCAUCGGAGUGGUAUAUUUGGAAAAGACAGUUCAACCGCAGGCUCACAACAAUAUCAAAAAAUCGGGAGAAUAAGCCUAACUGAGCGAGCGAGCGCUUUCGAACUGGAACUCACUGCAACCCCUCCCGUUCGUUGCCAUAUCCGGUGGUACCUUACCUUUUCUAUCGAUGUUUUACGCCUAGUCCUUAGUCGAAGCAUCUGUAGCUUUGCCAUUGUCUCCCUGUCCAUUUAAGGCCUAACGCUUAUAAAAAAACUGCGAUUAAUCUACUCAAUAAUUUUCCCUCCCGUGUUGGAGAUUUUAACAAUUACUUACCCACUCCAUCCAUCUACCCCCGUUCCCGGAUCUCACUUUCCCGGAAGCUUUCCGUUUUCCAUCUAUCACAUUUUAACAAACAGUCCUCUGUGCAUACAAUUAAAGGACUGCUACUCCCGAUCUUUUUGUGGAUCGAACAUCCGUUGUUUGAUCAUGUCAAACAGAACGAACAAAAUGUGUUACUUGAAGAAUGUUUGCUACAGGCUAUAAAAAGAGAGAGAGAGAGAGGAGGAGGAGGAGAAGAAGGAGGAGGAGAGAGAAAGAGAGAUGGUUAAUAUAUACAUUACGAUGAUAAAAUACUAAACUUCUAUAUUUAUACACAUACAGACAGACACACACACAGACACAAAGCGCGUAUACAUAUGCAUAUAUCAAUGUUAAUAAAUUGUAUCAAACCAGAGAUUUUUAUUCUUGCCUAAGCGCUGUGCAAUUUUAAAACGAAAGCCAGGCCAACGUACGAAAUUCAGAAGCAAGUGGUACAAAACCGAAGAGGCUAUAGUCAAAUAAUCGAGUCGAGAUGGUAAAGGAUAAGUAAAACAGAGGGCCCGGAAUAAGACAAUUAGUAACUGUAUGAUAGCAAACACAAUGAACAAUUGUAGUGAACAAAAAAAGAAAAAAAAAAAGAAACAAUCUUUACUACUUGAGAUGCUACGAGGAAGGCACAAGGAACUGGGGACGACAAUUUUCCCGAGCAUGAGUUGAGGAGUACUCGGGGGCUCGCAUACUAACCCCCGAACGUGAAAGGUCAAACAAUUUAAAUAUAUUUGUAAUGAACGUCUAAUAACCGGUCAUAUAAUGAACGGAGCAGCUGUGCUAUAGAAAAAAAAGAAAACGUUCCCCCCCCCCUCCUCCCCCCCCCCCUACCAUUCCACAUUGAUAAGCUGUGAACAAACAAACCAAACUAAACCAAACCAAAAGCAUUUACACACUGGAUAAGGACAAUGAAACACAAUCAGCGCUGGAGUCAGCUGGAGAGAAAAUUUCUUCCUGUCUGGUAGUUUUUUGUUCUGGAAGUUGCAAAACCGAUCACCAAUCAGCAAAUACAGGUGCAACACCGUAGUGGAUAAAACUUGUGUACUGCAAGCAAAUUGUGUGGAUGAAAUAAAUACCUAGCGUCAGAUGUGCAUACCAAA